Cervus elaphus (red deer) is the source of this 1451-nucleotide messenger RNA. It is a transcript of the gene MS4A13, whose product is annotated as membrane spanning 4-domains A13. Gene Ontology annotation, cellular component: plasma membrane. The transcript is spliced from 7 exons. Gene Ontology annotation, biological process: cell surface receptor signaling pathway. The record is from RefSeq and is a predicted model, not a curated record. The coding region runs from base 388 to 918 and encodes 176 amino acids. NCBI's taxonomy places the organism in Eukaryota, Metazoa, Chordata, Mammalia, Artiodactyla, Cervidae.
GCGCAGGCGCAGGAAGGUCCGGGAGCGCGGGAUCGCGAGGCUGCCGUUGGAGCCCUGAGCUGCCUGCGGAGCCUGAGGGCCGGCUAGGUCCCCGGCCCCUUGAUCUUUCCAGGAUGACGGCUCGGUGGGGUCUGGGGACCUGGCCCUGAGGGCGCGGCUAGCAGAGACCCGCCCCUAGAGCCGGGCCUGGGCACUGGCGGGAGGACCCAGUCUGGACAACUGCUCCGGAGCAGGGUGACCUGCCUGCCGGCGCUGGGACCCCCGCCUUAGCCAGGGCCUGGGCCAGGGAGGGCGAAAGGACCGUGAGCAAGUAAAAUGAGGGAAGUUUGCUAAUAGAGAUAUCACCAGAAACUAGAGACAUAAUCAUCUAGAGGAAAUGCUGGUAGCAUGGCUGUAUGUGCAUGUUGUACAAAAGUCUCUGAAGCAGAUUCUCUUGUUUUAGCGGCUAUCCAGAUUAUGAUUGGCAUCUUUUGUGUUUUCAUGUGGUAUCUCCUAUUGAUUUUGUAUAUGGGACAAAUUAAAGGAGUCUUUGGGACAUAUGAACCUAUAACUUACAAAACAGGAUGUUCUUUAUGGGGAAUUGUUUUUAUCAUUUCAGGAAUCACCAUAAUAAGAGUAACAAGGCAUCCAUCUCAACGCCAGCUUACCUGUGCUAUGCUUAUGAAUAUCUUAUGCAUAAUUGUCGCCAUUAUUUCAACGAUUCUAACAGUAGUUGAGUUGUCUUCUUUUGAGUCUGUGUCAUACAGGAAUUAUGGACAAGCGAAACUUGGGAGAGAGAUUUCACGUGUUUUACUGAGCUUCUACACAUUGGAAUUGUGUAUUGCAUUCACAUACACAAUCUUCGGCUGUGUUGGUUUGUGUCGCAAAAAUGAAGAUGAUCAUACGGCUGUCACAGAGGAAGUUGAGGAUGCUUUAUAGAAACCUUAGAAAUGUGAGAAUUCUCCUGAUGCUCUUACCUGACGUGGGCCCUAAUGAUAUAUCUGUGUGACAAAGCUGCUGCAAAGUCCACAGGUUUUGUGCAAAAGAAAAUAUGAAACAAGCUGAAUUUUCCUUUUCAGUAUUCAAGAAAAUUCUUUGCACAUAUUUUUGUAGGCUCCAAUUGGAAAGCUUUUCCCCCAGUUAAAUAUAAUAUUAUGACAAGGAAAAAAUUAUUUUCUAGGUACACUGAAUAGCUGUCAACUCUUCCUAACGGAGCUUUUGUAAGAAACCGUUAAAAAGAUUUGCGAUUGUCUCUAGAGUACAAGCUACACAGACUUGGAGCAUGAUAUUGUAUAACUCUCAGGAAAAUUUUAAAUAACUUAAGAUUCUGAUUCUAUGAGUGAAGGGUACAUUUCAGUCUGAAUUCUUCUACCCGAGCUAGCUGCCUGAACAAAGUACAAAUCAAAAGGCAUCCAAUUCAGUCCCUUCACUGACGGCUCCUCUCCUCAUUAAAAUUCCUUUCUGCCCUAAAA